This is a messenger RNA of Trichomycterus rosablanca, 678 nucleotides long. RefSeq names its product RING finger protein 223. The record is from RefSeq and is a predicted model, not a curated record. Bases 1 to 678 code for a protein of 225 amino acids. NCBI's taxonomy places the organism in Eukaryota, Metazoa, Chordata, Actinopteri, Siluriformes, Trichomycteridae. Gene Ontology annotation, biological process: protein ubiquitination. The transcript has a single exon. Gene Ontology annotation, molecular function: ubiquitin protein ligase activity.
AUGCAGGAACCAGAGCUAUCAACAGUGAUAACUUUCAAAGAAGCUUUGCAAAACCCUGAGACAGUUCUCCCCAAAGAUGAGAACGACCUAGUCUGGGAAGCAUCUCCAGAAUGUUCUAUUUGCUUCACCACAUAUGAUAAUGCUUUUAAGACACCUAAGGUUCUGCAGUGUAAUCACACUUUCUGUCUGGAGUGUUUGUCGCGCUUCAUUGCUGUUUCAUCAGAACAAACAAGCACCCAGAUCACCUGCCCUCUUUGCCGACAACCUACUUCUGUCCCUGAAAAUGGUCCGCCGGCUCUGACGACCAGCCUGGAGCUCUUGAGCCAACUGCCCAGCUAUCAACAGCAAGAGACAAAUGUAUGGCUAGAGGGGAAAAAGCUCUGCUACUCAAACCCAAUGACACCUACCUGCAUCUGUAUUGAAAUUGGAGGGAAUAAGCAGGAGAAUAACAACAGCACAGAGCAUAUAGAAGGUUAUAGAAAUGCAACACUGUGUUGUCUGGGUCAUUACAGCAGUUGGAAGCGACUGGUGAUUUUUAUUGUAGUGCUGCUCCUAUUGCUUAUCGUAAUCAUCUGGCCCAUGCAGUGCAUUUUCAUUCGGGGUUUGACAUCAGGCUGCUUAAGUAAGCACACAGGCACCAUUACCUAUCCUACAGCGUCAACCAGCACUGUUAGGUGA